ACCAGACCAGACCACUAGACCACCUGACAAACGUCGAGUUGUAGUUAAAAACAACAUGGGAAAAUAAUUUCAGCUUUCCCAGCAAGAAAUGCCCUCAGUCAAUUUGUGCUGACACUUUCAAUCCCUCUCGAACAUGUCCACAAUUUACUCCAAAUUUUGAUAUUUGCAAAUAUUUCCAAUGAAUUGCAUCAGUGUCGACAAAUCUUAACGCUGCUUUGGUUUGUGUUGCUUGAAGAUUCCUCUCCACGACCAACCCGACACAAUGAAGUUGACAGGAAAAUUCAUUGAUAAGGAUGGAAAAGGGCAUGUUUCCCUUAUCCCUGACGAGCCAGAGGACAUGUGGCACGCCUUCAAUUUGAUCUGCGAGGGUGACAGUGUUAGAGCUUCGACUGUCAGGAAAGUUCAAAAUCAAACAGCCACCGGAUCGUCAACUAGUAGCAAAAUUCGAACUACCCUUACCAUUGCUGUGGAAUCAAUUGACUUUGAUACGCAGGCAUGCAUGCUCAGACUUAAGGGUAGAAAUAUCGAGGAGAAUCAGUAUGUGAAGAUGGGUGCAUAUCAUACUAUUGACUUGGAGGUUAAUAGAAAAUUUACGUUAACAAAGGAAGAGUGGGACUCCAUUUCUCUAGAGCGAGUUGAUCAAGCAUGCGAUCCAACCCAACAUGCUGACGUUGCUGCAGUUGUCAUGCAGGAAGGACUAGCUAAUAUAUGUUUGGUUACAUCUAGUAUGACAAUUGUUAGAGCUAAAAUUGAGCAAGCGAUACCUCGGAAAAGAAAAGGUCACGCCCAACAACACGAAAAGGGCAUGCAGAGGUUUUUUGAAAGUGUGCUUCAGUCCAUAAUUCGCCAUGUCAAUUUUGAUGUCGUCAAAUGCGUUCUUAUUGCUAGCCCUGGAUUUGUCAAGGACCAAUUUAUGGAGUAUCUAGUUCAGCAGGCAUCAAAAACUGACAACAAAGUUCUCAUCGACAACCGAUCAAAGUUCCUUCUUGUGCACGCCUCAAGUGGAUUCAAGCAUUCUCUAAGAGAGGUUCUGGCGGACCCUGCAGUUGUUGCAAAGAUGGCAGAUACAAAAGCAGCUGGGGAAGUAAAAGCUCUGGAUGCGUUUUAUGCAAUUUUGCAAACGGAUCCUGCCCGUGCCUUCUAUGGCCCAGCCCAUGUCGAGAAAGCUAAUGCAUCACAGGCUAUCGAAACUUUGCUAAUAUCAGAUAAUUUGUUUAGAAUCCAGGAUGUGGCUCAGAGGAAGAAAUACGUGACACUGGUUGAUUCAAUUCGAGAAAAUGGAGGCGAUGUCAAAAUUUUUUCCAGCUUGCAUGUGUCUGGUGAACAGCUGGCUCUGUUAACUGGAGUUGCAGCAAUUUUGCGGUUCCCAAUGCCUGAACUAGAAGAGGAUGAAGAGGAGGAAGCAGCUGGCGGUGAACUUGAUAAAGAUGCAAGCUGAAAAGUUACUGUUCAACAUGGUGUUUGGCCUUCAGUUCCUAACCAAUUGACUUUUGAAAAUAUGCCAAGAUGCAUUUUCAUCAGGUUGUGAAAAUGAGCACACAUUAAAUUCACAGCUGCAGACCUAAAUUCAGUCUUUUGCUGCAACUUCUCUAUUUUCUAUGUAAUUAGUCUUUUGUUCUAAUUUAUUAUUGUUGCGAUGUUGGUAAUUAGUAGCUGAUCAAGUUAUUUUCAGUCAGGUGCAUGAUAUCUUCACUUGGGAAUUCACUGACUUGCACAAUACCAAAAUCAAUGUAUUUUAAUUUGAAUUAAAUAAUCCCAUUUCCAUCUACUAAGUGAUAAAUAAUGUUGACUGAUGAUGUAAAGGGUUCCACAACAACCCCCUUGAUUUCUAUGCAGCUGUAUUGGUUGUCUUCUGUUCCUAUACAAAAUCCACUUGUUCAAGAUAUAGCUUUGCGUUACACUUAAAAUAAGAAUAUUUAAUUAUUCUUGAUAUUUUAAAGUGAUCAGUACAGCGAAGUUAAUUUUCACGUUAAGUGGCAUUAUGUUUUUAAUCAGUACACUAGAUAAUCAUGUUCAGUUUGCUCCAAAAUUUUGUACUAAAGAGUUUUGUCCAUCUUUUUUAAACAUGGCCUUUUUCGUACAAGAAUUAUUGGUAUUCCUUCGUUUGUGGAAAUAAAUAUGGGGUUAAGCGCUAUUGUAAA
Molecule: messenger RNA, 2141 nt
Organism: Cloeon dipterum
Lineage: Eukaryota; Metazoa; Arthropoda; Insecta; Ephemeroptera; Baetidae
Gene: pelo
Product: protein pelota
Exons: 9
Coding region: 263-1438 (391 amino acids)
Biological process (GO): nonfunctional rRNA decay; nuclear-transcribed mRNA catabolic process, no-go decay; ribosome disassembly
Cellular component (GO): cytoplasm
Source: RefSeq, a predicted model, not a curated record